GAAAAGAAGAAGAAGAAGAAGAAGAAGAAGAAGAAGAAGAAGCGAAGAAACAGAUACGAGUGAUCAUCCAUACGUGAAUUUUCAAACAAGUUUCCCCCUUUUUUUUACUUCCUGAUUAAACAAAAAGUGUCUCGUUUAAUUUAUCUUAAAUCGUGUCGCGUGUGUUUCUUGUCAGUGUUAUUUAAACUUUUAAUUUUCUUUUUUCUUUGAAUCUUUUUCCUUCUUUUCAAUAUUAUAUUGAAUAAAAACGAAUAAAAAGUAUCAUUGACUUCGGAAAAAGAAUAUUUUCCGAAUAUUAGAUCAAUCUUUCUUAUGAAUGAUUAAGUGGACAUCGAAUAUUUUUAUAUUUGUAUUAACACGAGAGAUCAACGUGUAUGAAUAAAUUGAUCUUACUGUUUUACAUAUAUAUAAACAAUUAUCAUGGUUUAUCUGCGACGAAAGAUCUUAUUCUCCGGAACUUCUCUCAAUCAACUACAGAAAAGUUUAAGAUGGAGUUCGUCGUUAAAAAUUCGAGAUAAAAAAGUCAUACAACCUGAACGAUCGUUUAAGUAUGCUGAUUUAUCAGUCCGUCUUGCCGCACCUCAUCAACUUCAACGAAAACCAAAUGUUUGUCAACUUUCUUUUGGCAAACAUUUCACCGAUCAUAUGCUUAAAAUAUAUUAUUACGAAACAUUUGGUGGUUGGCAAGCACCAGAAAUUACACCUUUUGAAAAUUUAGUCCUUCAUCCGGCAGCUAAAGUUUUACAUUACGCCAUAGAGUUAUUCGAAGGUAUGAAAGCUUAUCGAGGAGUAGAUGGAAAAAUAAGAUUAUUUAGGCCUGAAAUGAAUAUGGAACGUAUGAACAAUUCUGCAAUAAGAUCUGGUUUACCUACGUUCAAUGGAAAUGAAUUAAUUCAAUGCUUUACUAGAUUAAUAAGCAUAGACCAAGAAUGGGUUCCACAUUCAACUGCUGCUAGUCUUUACAUACGUCCGACAUUAAUAGGAAUCGAUCCUACAUUGGGAGUGUUGCCAUCGGAUUCAGCAUUAUUAUAUGUAAUAUUAAGCCCUGUUGGAUCAUACUUUAAAACUUCGGAAGUUGGGGUAUCUCUACUUGCAGAUCCACAAUGUACCCGUGCAUGGCCAGGUGGUAGUGGAGAUAGUAAAGUGGGAAGUAAUUAUGGUCCCACGAUUGAAAUGGUAAAAAAAGCUUUGAAAAAAGGAUAUCAUCAAGUGUUAUGGUUGUAUGGAGAACAUCAUGAAGUUACUGAAGUAGGAGCGAUGAACGUUUUUAUGGUUUACCUCAAUGACGAUGGUGAGAGGGAAUUGGUGACGCCACCGUUAAAUGGUUUGAUUUUACCUGGAGUAAUAAGAAACUCAAUCUUGGCUUUGUCACGUGAAUGGGGUCAAUACAAAGUUAGUGAAAGAAAAAUCUGUAUGGAAGAAGUCUGUCGAUUGUUUACAGAAAAUAGACUUUUGGAAAUGUUUGGUUCUGGAACUGCUUGCAUCAUUAGUCCUAUUUCUAAUAUAGGCUUUAUGAAUCGUGAUAUUCGCAUACCAACAAUGGAACAAUCUGAUCCUAUAUAUAAAAAACUUUUAAAACAUCUAACAGAUAUACAGUACGGAUAUAUACCUGACCAUCCAUGGACUGUUACUAUAGAUUAAUAUGCGUCUAUAAAUUUAUUCAAAUCUUUUCUAACAAAAAAAGAAAAAAUGACAACUGUCAGUAACCAAAGAUAUUAUUAA
Polistes dominula (European paper wasp) is the source of this 1722-nucleotide messenger RNA. RefSeq names its product Branched chain amino acid transaminase (gene Bcat). Gene Ontology annotation, molecular function: branched-chain-amino-acid:2-oxoglutarate transaminase activity. Gene Ontology annotation, cellular component: mitochondrion. Gene Ontology annotation, biological process: L-leucine biosynthetic process; L-valine biosynthetic process. NCBI's taxonomy places the organism in Eukaryota, Metazoa, Arthropoda, Insecta, Hymenoptera, Vespidae. The record is from RefSeq and is a predicted model, not a curated record.